Electrophorus electricus (electric eel) is the source of this 1599-nucleotide messenger RNA. RefSeq names its product UDP-glucuronosyltransferase 2A1-like. Gene Ontology annotation, molecular function: glucuronosyltransferase activity. The record is from RefSeq and is a predicted model, not a curated record. NCBI's taxonomy places the organism in Eukaryota, Metazoa, Chordata, Actinopteri, Gymnotiformes, Gymnotidae.
AUGGUGAUAUUCAGAUAUUUUUUUCCCUUGAUAGUUUUGUUGCUGAGCAGGUGUGAAAGAUCUCUCAAUGGCAAAGUGCUGGUGCUUCCUGGUGAAUACAGUCAUUGGCACAAUAUGCGUGCAAUUGUGGAGGAGCUUGUCAAUCGGAAUCACAAUGUAACUGUUCUGGUACACACAGCUUCACCUACAGUGAAACAUGCGCAAAAGGAACGCUUUGAAUACAUGGUUUUUAAAGUGAACAUGGAACAAGAAGAUGCACAGAAUAUGUGGCAGAACUUUAUCAAUGCUUGGAUGAGUCAAAAUGCAUCUACGAUUCAGACGUUGUCUUUAUUUUGGAACAUGAUGGCUGGAUUUACUAGUUAUGUUGAGGAAAUUUGCGAUGGAAUGCUCCUUGAUGAAAAACUGAUAACUUCACUUAGAGAGUCAUGCUAUGAUGUGAUUUUCUAUGAUCCAAUGAUGCCAUGCAGUGACCUGUUGGCAGAGAUGCUUGGUGUGCCCAAUGUGAUGUCUCUCAGACUCAGUUUUGCCUACACCUUUGAGCGACUCUGUGGACAGAUGCCAGCUCCACCAUCAUAUGUCCCUGCGGUCGCCACCCAAGGGCAUCUCACAGACCACAUGGACUUUGCAGAGCGAUUAGAGAACAUGCUGCUGUACAUUGCUCACACAGCUGUGUUCAGACUGCAAACAAUGUUUACAUUUGAUAAACAUUAUACCAAAUUAAUGGGCAAACCCACAACCUUGUGUGACACUGUGGGAAAGGUUGACAUCUGGUUGAUCAGAUCCUAUUGGGACUUUGAGUAUCCACGACCAUUCCUGCCAAACUUCAAGUUUGUGGGUGGGCUGCACUGCAAGCCUGCAAAGCCCCUGCCUAAAGAGAUGGAGGAGUUUGUUCAGAGCUCAGGGGAUGAUGGCAUUGUGGUGUUUUCACUGGGCUCCAUGAUAAAUAACUUCACCAAAGAGAGAGCCAACAUCAUUGCUUCAGCACUUGGGCAGAUCCCUCAAAAGGUCUUGUGGAGAUACUCAGGAGAGAAGCCAGACACUCUCACUCCUAAUACAAAAAUGUAUGACUGGAUUCCACAGAAUGAUUUACUAGGACAUCCUAAAACCAAGGCCUUCAUCACCCAUGGUGGGACUAAUGGGCUGUAUGAAGCUAUUUACCAUGGAGUCCCAAUGGUGGGUUUACCACUGUUUGCUGAUCAGCCAGAUAACAUGAACCACAUGAGAACAAAGGGAGCAGCUGUAAUGCUUGACAUCAACAAAAUGGAGGCCAAAGACCUGAAGGAGGCUCUCAUUGAUGUUAUACACAAUCCAUUGUACAAAGAGAACAUAAUGAGACUCUCCCGGAUCCACCAUGACCAACCUAUGAAGCCUCUGGACCAGGCUGUCUUCUGGAUCGAGUAUGUGAUGCGGAACAAGGGGGCCAAGCACCUGAGAGUAGAAGCCCAUAACCUCACCUGGUACCAGUACCACUGCCUGGACGUGGCUGCCUUUUUACUCUCCAUAACUGCACUGGUCAUGUUCAUCUUUGUGAAAAUGUGCAGUUGGCUCUUCCAUAAAUGUUUAAGAAAGACCACAACAAGAAAGAGCAAGAAAGAGUGA